Messenger RNA from Dufourea novaeangliae, 948 nucleotides. RefSeq names its product serine/threonine-protein kinase fray2-like. The transcript has 2 exons. NCBI's taxonomy places the organism in Eukaryota, Metazoa, Arthropoda, Insecta, Hymenoptera, Halictidae. Gene Ontology annotation, molecular function: 3'-5' exonuclease activity; 5'-3' exonuclease activity. The coding region runs from base 134 to 946 and encodes 270 amino acids. The record is from RefSeq and is a predicted model, not a curated record.
UGUCCAGGACAUAAAUGUAUGACGUAACAGUCUGGCGCAGUUUGCCUAGUGGCCAUUUUGUUUUCAUUCGCACGGCUGAUUAAGGUGUCCAUCUGUCCAUUCAGCCUGGUGAGAGAGGCACUCAAGCGCAACAAUGGAUUCAAAGCGGCAUGAACGUGGCUCCAAGUCCAAUACAGACUCGCCACCUGCACCACCUUCACCUCCUAUGUAUAGUGCAUCUUAUACAACAUAUGAUGGGUACAAAAAUAGAAUGUCGUCUCGUCGCUCGCCUUCACCCUUGGAUUACAGAAGCAGUAGAACUUCCAGAAACGAUUCGCCCCAGGAUAGACGUAGAAGAAGACGUAGUGGUUCAAAGUCUCCCCCAAGUCGAUCACAUAGACGAUCUCGAUCAUCUGACAGGGACAAGGAUCGAGACAGGGAUAGGGAUCGAUCACGAAAAUACUCCAGAAGAGACAGAUCACGAUCGAGAUCAAGAGGAAGGUCACGAUCCAGAGACAGAAGGCGUAGUCGUAGUCGUAAUAGAAGUAGAGAUAGACACAGAGGCAGAGAAAACCGUAGAUAUCAUAGGGCACUGUCGUAUGAAUCUGAUACUGCCGAAGAUAAUAUUGAAACAACUAUGCAACAACCAGUUGUUCCACCACAGUCUAAUGCUUUUAAAAAUGAUGGUAGCUUUAUGGAAAUGUUUAAAAAAAUGCAAGAGCAAAUGCAACCAGCACAAAAACCAACGACUUCUGUUUUGGAAGAGAAAACUGUAGUUCCCCCACCAUUAAUGGUAGGAAAGAGACGAGGAGGAAGGAUUUUAAAAACUGGAAUGGUUGCUAAACCAAAGACUGAACAAACCGUUGAACAGCCCAAGGAUGCUUGGUCACUGUAUAUGGCUGAAGUGAAGAAAUAUAGAGAAGUUUGUUGUCAAGAAGAAGACAACACUAGACCACUGGUCAAAUAGUU